AGUGCUGCUCGUGUGAUUUAAUUACUGUGAGAGUAAACCGUGUGUUCAGGUGUGUGUGUGUGUGUGUGUUCAGCUGUGACAGCAGCCUCGGGUCGGAACAAUGUCUGGAAGUAUCAAAACCUUCUCAAUAACGUACGACCCGAUCAACCAGAGCAACACGUUCAGCAGUGGCGACAGCCUGAAGGGGAGAGUUGUUCUGGAGUUAAAGAAACAGAUAAAGAUUGAUAAACUUUACAUUAAAUGUAAAGGGGACGCCCGUGUUCACUGGAACGAAUCAAACAGCAACUCCGAUGACUCCUACAGCUCUCAUGAGAGAUACUUCAAACUCAAACAAAUCUUCAUCUGGGACAGCUCUGUGAUGGAAAACAGUGGAGCCACACUUGUAACAAAUGGGGAGACAUACAAUAAUUUGGUUAUGCCAGGAUACCAUGCCUUUCCAUUUUCAUUUCAGCUUCCUCAUGGGAGCAUACCAUCAUCUUUUAAAGGACGCCACGGAUCAAUUACAUAUGUUCUUCAGGCCAGACUGAGUAGAUCAUGGAAACGCCCUCAAACUGUGAAGAAGGAAUUCACCUUUCUGUCAAGUGUUCAUGGAAAUGGUGCUCAUUUAAUGACACCACUUUCUGAAUCUGUAGAAAAAAAGAUGAAAAUUUUCACCUCUGGAAGUGCCUCAGUCAGAGCAUCUACUGACAAAAAGGGCUACAUGCAAGGUGAGAGAAUCAAGGUUGAAACCCAUAUUGAGAACUCUUCCUCUCGUGCUCUCAAGCUCAAAUUUAAACUUGAGCAAAAACAGACGUUCUUUGCCAAAUCUCGAAGAAAACAUACAACGGCAGUUAUUUUCAAAGCUGUCGAAGAUCCCAUUCCAUCUAGAUCCAGAAAAACAUUCACCAGUAGACUGAGGAUCCCUUCGAACUUGGACAUAACCAUCCCAGACUGUAACAUUAUUAAAGUGGAGUACAUGCUCAAGGUGUAUUUGGAUAUUCCCUAUGCUAGAGAUCCAGAGAUUAUAUUUCCAGUGGUCAUUGUCCCAGCAGGCCAGUUCUGCAUUCCACAGCAAAGCCAAGCAGGUUUCCAAACCUGUCAGAACACGUGUGAAUCAAUAUGGACAGGUUCUUCAUUUCAAUCAGCAUUUGUUGCUUUGCCCUAUGUUUCUCCUGCUACUGCCCUUGGACCAGCGCUGAAUCUAUACCCAAGCGUAUACACUCAUCCAGCCAAUCCAGACGAACCACCACCUUCUUAUACAGACAUCUUUCCAGACUCAAAUCCAUCAGCAUAAAGAGUCAGCCCAGCUCUAUUACCCUUCAGUCCUCCAUCAUACACCACUAUGGAUUCUUCACCUGCUCAUCACUACCAUACACCACAGCAUUCAACACCACAGUGUCCAAGCACCACAGUAUACUGGCAAAGUACAGCAAGUCCAGAGUAUUAUCCUACUAAAUAGACUGCAUUAUCAGAAUUGCAUUCAUCACCAUCACCAUUUUCAGUGCCAUACAAAAUGGUAUUGAACUAAAUUGUCAUGGUUGAUAAGUCAGUGUUGUUGUUAUUGUUGUUUUUUGUUAGAAAAAUGUUUACUAUUGUUCCCAAAUACUUUGUUUAUAGUUUUAUGCAUUUGUAAUACUGUAUAUAUUUUAUCAUUCAGAGAACUAUAUUUUUUGUGAUCAACAUCCUAUUUGAUUUUAUAAACCAAAGUAUUUUCAUAGACUUAUAGUAUAUAUACGCUGUGUGUGUGUGUGUGUGUGUGUGUGUGUGUGUGUGUGUGUGUGUGUGUGUGUGCGCGCCAAAAUAAAGGCAGAUGAAAAUAACCAAGAGAAAAAGAUAAAAAUAACCUAAGCUACAGUACCGUGCAAAAGUCUGAGGCGCAUGUAAAGAAAUGCUGUAGACCAAAAAUAGUUUAAAAAAAUAAUGAAAUUAAAUGAUUCAACAUUAAAAAAAUACUAUAAACAGUAGUAAGCCAUAAUAAAUGAAACAAAGUCAAUAUCUGGUGUGAGAUGACCCUUAAAUGAGCUGUAGGUUUUACUGAGCAUCUUGCAGAACCAGCCAUGGUUCUUCUGGACUGUCACACUGGCUUCUUAAUUUUGCACCAAAACCCAGUAGCCUUCAUUAUGUUUUCUUUUUUUAAUCUGAAAAGUGCUCUCUUAUGGAAUACACUGCUAAGAUCCAAAUGAUUUUUCUUCUGUAACAUUUAAUUUUGUGCUAGAAAACGAACGUUUGCGACUCUAAAAUGUUUUUGUACUGACUCGACAAUGUAGAAGUCAUAAAAUAGAAAUCUAUAACAAAGUUUGUAUGAAAAAAUGAGGGUGCCUAAGACUUCCGCACAGUACUGUAUUGAUUUAAUGUUGAAGAAAAUCAGUUAUGUCUGAUCCCAAGUUUAAACUGUGAUUUUUAGCCUUGUUAAUUAAAGCAGUUUAACACUGCCAUUAUCUAUUAAAUAGGAUAACCACAGAUGUUUUGGCAGACUUUUAGGUGGGAACCAUGAGCUGUUGACCCUGAAUAUGGAACCUUUCUUUGGAGUAAUUGUAAUGGUAUUAUAGAAUGAUCACUGAGAAGAAAUAAACUUGGGUUCUCAUCCAUUGCUAAAUCCAA
Messenger RNA from Neoarius graeffei (lesser salmon catfish), 2580 nucleotides. Its product is annotated as arrestin domain-containing protein 3-like. Gene Ontology annotation, cellular component: plasma membrane; cytoplasm. The coding region runs from base 101 to 1273 and encodes 390 amino acids. The record is from RefSeq and is a predicted model, not a curated record. Gene Ontology annotation, biological process: protein transport. The transcript is spliced from 7 exons. Lineage: Eukaryota; Metazoa; Chordata; Actinopteri; Siluriformes; Ariidae.